Messenger RNA from Salmo salar (Atlantic salmon), 4338 nucleotides. Lineage: Eukaryota; Metazoa; Chordata; Actinopteri; Salmoniformes; Salmonidae. The record is from RefSeq and is a predicted model, not a curated record.
UAUAUAUAUAUUUUUAAAGCCGUGUUAGACAGGAUUACCUACACAUACUGACCAGUUCAAAUAGACAGAAGCGUGCUACAUGGCGGACCAAUCCAAACUUGUCUCUCGGCAUGUCCAGCCCACUCAUUAUCUCAGCCAAUCAUCUUUAUCUGUUGCUAAAACAACUAGGCUGGUAAUUUAAGAAUUGUAUUCGUAUGUACAUAUGGCAUAUAUGUUUGUUAUUAAGGCACAUGAAAGUUCACAUUCCAGAAGGCAUUUCUGCCUAAAAACACAUUUUGAUCAAAAUAAAAGUUUACGUUAAAAUGGUUCUCCUGUGAAGUAGUGAAACCUAGAUAAGUUCAGGAGUAAAAGUUUGACUUGUUUCAGGAAACUAGGCGUAUGUUGCGAUAACAAAGGGUUUGAAUACUUAUUGACUCAAGACAUUUCAUAUUUUCAUUUUUAUUUAAUUUGUAAACAUUUCUGAAAACUCCACUUUAACAUUAGGGCAUUGUGUGUGUGUGUAUGCCACUAAAACAAAAUCUCAAUAUAAUCAAUUUUAAAUUCAGGCUGUAACACAACAAAAUGUGGAAAAAGUCAAGAGGUGCCAAUACUUUCUGAAAUGUACCAGCCAUCGUAUUAGCUGCUAGCUUGCAGCACCUUGCCCGAUUUGAAUCAUAUUUGGUACAUAGCCAGAGUGAAUUUACGAACGCGCCCUAUCUACUCCGAUUUCAAAUCGCUCUCUUCUGAGUGUGCCAGAGCGCAGAAUAACUGUUUAGUUUACGAACGCUCAACACCCGUUGAAUAUGGUGAAUUUGGAGUGAAUUUCCGAACGCCCAGAGCACACUCCGGCACUCCAGAGUGAAUUUCUGAACGCCCAGAGCACUCUCCGGCACUCCAGAGUGAAUUUCCGAACGCCCAGAGCACACUCCGGCACUCCAGAGUGAAUUUCCGAAUGCCCAGAGCACACUCCGGCACUCCAGAGUGAAUUUCCGAACGCCCAGAGCACACUCCGGCACUCCAGAGCAAAUUUCCGAAAGCCCAGAGCACACUCCGGCACUCCAGAGCGAAUUUCCAAACGCCCAGAGCACACUCCGGCACUCCAGAGCGAAUUUCCGAACGCCCAGAGCACACUCCGGCACUCCAGAGUGAAUUUCUGAACGCCCAGAGCACUCUCCGGCACUCCAGAGUGAAUUUCCGAACGCCCAGAGCACACUCCGGCACUCCAGAGUGAAUUUCCGAAUGCCCAGAGCACACUCCGGCACUCCAGAGUGAAUUUCCGAACGCCCAGAGCACACUCCGGCACUCCAGAGCAAAUUUCCGAAAGCCCAGAGCACACUCCGGCACUCCAGAGCGAAUUUCCAAACGCCCAGAGCACACUCCGGCACUCCAGAGCGAAUUUCCGAACGCCCAGAGCACACUCCGGCACCCCAGAGUGAAUUUCCGAAGGACCAGAGCACACUCCGGCACUCCAGAGCGAAUUUCCGAACGCCCAGAGCACACUCCGGCACCCCAGAGUGAAUUUCCGAACGCCCAGAGCACACUCCGGCACUCCAGAGUGAAUUUCCGAACACCCAGAGCACACUCCGGCACUCCAGAGUGAAUUUCCGAAGAACCAGAGCACACUCCGGCACUCCAGAGUGAAUUUCCAAACGCACCCAUAUUUGAUGAGAGACUUGGUCGUCUGAUUCAGUCAGGUAGCAGCAGGUAGCACCAGUACCUAUGGGGCAGAGUUAUGGGAGACCCGAAUCAGCUUCCAAACUUUUGUUUGUUCGUCGCGAUGGUCAGUAAUGCCACGUUCGAAACACUUGGGAACUCGGAAAUCUCCGACUUCAGUGCGUUCAAAACAAAUGGGAACUCGGGGAAAAAAACGAGCUGCGACUGGGAAAAAUCUAUUUGAACGGUGAUCCAACUCGAGUACUCUUUCUAGAGCUCCGACAUUCCGACCUGAAGAUCACCGACGUCAUGAUUUGGUCUCGUAUUUUUCCGAGUUCCCAGUUGUUUUGUUCGUUAGGCAGUCUGAUCUGGCGCUGACGCCGGGUCACGGAGGAGAGAGGACGGAGGACGGUCUUUCUGUCGUUUCAAAACAACUGGGAACUUUCGGAAUAACAGACGUCUUGACGUGAUGAUAUUAACAUCCGAGCUCUAGAAAGAUGCCCGAGUAUCCGACAUGAAUACCGAGUUGGAUGACCGUUCACAACGUGUUUAUCCUAGUCUGAUAUCGUUUAAUAGUUGUUCCCAGUUGUCCUGAACGCCCUGAAGUUGGAGAUUUCCGAGUUCCCAGUUGUUUUGAACACGGCAUUCUGCCCGAACCAGAAAACCCCUGGUGUCACGCCAACGACAGAUCACAACAUUCACAAUGGAACUUUCUUAUCAAUCUAUCAAAACCGCGAAUCAAGCAAGAGAGGCGGAAGAAAUGAGGACAGAGUCCAGAAGAAGAAAUCUACUCAUAUUAAUCUUUCAUCAUUUAAUGGAGGCAGGGUACAUGGAUGCUGCCAGUGCCCUGGAACAGGAUACCAAUGUCGCACUCCGGCGGUUUGAAGUGUGUGACAAUAUAGACCUGGACACAGUGUUGAUGGAGUAUGAGAGUUACUACUUCAUCAAGUUCCAGAGAUAUCCCAAACUAACCAAGAAACGGCCAGAACCAGUUGAAAGUAGACAUGCAAGAAGUUGUGGAAAAAAGAGGGUCCCCUGUACUGGAGUUCAGCCCCUGCCCAGAAUAAACUCCUCCCACAGACCCCCCUCCAGGGGUGGAGUCAAGAAGACAGAACCCAAGAUGGUGGUCAAGGACGCCAGUAGAGCUGUUGGUAUAUUGUUGCAGGAGAACGGUGGGCGCUCCACUCCUCCAGAAUCGACAGAGUUCGGUCUGAAUGUUUCCCCCAUCAUCAGGAACGGAGCAGGAGAAGGACAGAUGAAGAAGGAGCCUCUUCUGAAACCCCUCAGCGCCUUCAUUGGGAUGAACAGUGAGAUGAGAGAUCUGGCUGCUGUUAUUAGCAGGGACAUCUAUGUACAGGACCCCGCUGUGCGCUGGGAUGACAUUAUAGGCCUGCAGGCCGCCAAGCGAUUAGUCAAAGAGGCUGUCGUCUACCCUAUUAAGUAUCCACAGCUUUUCACUGGCAUCCUGUCUCCAUGGAAAGGUCUGCUGUUAUACGGACCUCCAGGUACAGGUAAGACCCUGCUGGCGAAGGCUGUAGCCACAGAGUGUAACACCACCUUCUUCAACAUCUCAGCCUCCAGCAUCGUCAGCAAGUGGAGAGGAGACUCUGAGAAGCUGGUCAGGGUGUUGUUUGAGCUGGCUCGCUACCACGCCCCUUCCACCAUUUUCCUGGAUGAACUGGAGUCAGUUAUGAGCCAACGAGGGACUGGAGGAGGAGGAGAGCACGAGGGCAGCAGAAGGAUGAAGACGGAGCUUUUGGUCCAGAUGGAUGGACUGGCCCGAUCUGAUGAUCUGGUGUUUGUCCUGGCAGCAUCUAACCUACCCUGGGAGCUGGAUCAUGCCAUGCUGAGACGUCUGGAGAAAAGGAUUCUGGUUGGCCUUCCCUCUGGCCCUGCCCGACAGGCCAUGGUCUCUCAUUGGCUGCCUCCACUCAGCUGCACUGGAGGGGUGGAGCUACGCACCGAGCUGGCCUAUGAGACGCUAGCACAGGCGAUGGAAGGAUACUCUGGGUCUGAUAUCAGGCUGGUGUGUAAAGAAGCAGCCAUGAGACCAGUCAGGAAGAUAUUUGAUGCUUUGGAGAGCCACCAGCAGGGGAGCUGCAACAUGCCUGUCAUUCACCUGGAAACUGUGGCAACAGAGGACUUUCUGGAGGUGAUCGCUCACACCAAACCCUCGGCCAGGAACCUUACAGACAAAUACACCGCCUGGGAGACCGAGUACGAAUCUGUGUGACACACUCAACGUAGCAAUAUACAGCGCCGUCAGAAAUAUUCAGACCCCUGGACUUUUCCCACAUUUUGUUACGUUACAGCCUUAAUCUAAAAUGUAUUAAAUAAAAUGAAAAAAAUCCUCAUUUACACCCCUUAAUGACAAAGCGAAAACAGUUUCAAAAAAAUUAACUGAAAUAUCUUAAUUAUGUAAGUCUUCAGACCCUUUGCGAUAAGGCUCGAAAUUGUGCUCAGGGACAUCCUGUUUUCGUUGAUCAUCCUUGAGAUGUUUCUACAACUUGAUUGGAGUCCACUUGUGGUAAAUUCAAUUGAUUGGACAUGAUUUGGAAAGGCACACACCUGUCUAUAUAAGGUCCCACAGUUGACAGUGCAUGUUAGAGCAAAAACCAGGCUCUGAGGUCGAAGGGAUUGUCCGUAGAGCUCGGAGACAGGAUUUUGUCAAGAAACAGAUCUGGGGAAGGGUACCAAAAAAUGUUU